This is a messenger RNA of Ophidiomyces ophidiicola, 1089 nucleotides long. RefSeq lists its product as uncharacterized. Gene Ontology annotation, molecular function: hydrolase activity. NCBI's taxonomy places the organism in Eukaryota, Fungi, Ascomycota, Eurotiomycetes, Onygenales, Onygenaceae. The transcript has a single exon. The coding region runs from base 1 to 1089 and encodes 362 amino acids. The record is from RefSeq and is a predicted model, not a curated record.
AUGGCAGCGGCAUUAUCGAAAGGCGGCCGAGCGUGGCUGCUGAUAAAGGCCGUCGUCCUUCGCAUUCUGAUGCGUAUUGGAAUGUUCUUCCACGGAUUUCCUCUGCCUGGGCCGUUGGACGCACACUUCACUCGCAAGCUGCCGCGGCGUUUUCCGUAUUCGCAAUCUGUGAAGCUCCAUUUCUACACGCCGAAAGACUAUGCAAAGGCAUCCUCGCAGGGCACGAAAUACCCUGUAGUUGUGAAUUUCCACGGCGGCGGUUUUUGCUUGGGAAGAGCGACGGAUGAUGUUCGAUGGGCGCAUAUUGUGAACAAAACCGCAAACGCUGUCGUCGUGAGCGUGGAUUACCGACUAGCGCCAGAGCACCCAUUCCCCGCGGCCGUGGACGAUGGUGUCGACGCCUUGCUUUAUCUACAAGACCAUGCGGAAGAACUAUAUCUUGACACUACACGGAUCACUCUUACAGGGUUUUCUGCCGGUGGCAAUCUGGCAUUUUCGGUGCCCCUUCGUUUACAAUCCCACUUCACAGAACUGGGCUAUGACAGCGCGAAUUCCAGUAGACCAGACCUUCUCAGGAACGAUUCUACUCACAAACUCCUUACCGCCACCACAAACACCCACCCGAAUAUGCAAAUUGUUUCUAUAGUCUCCUGGUACCCUAUCCUCGACUUUGUUCUAUCCCGAGAAAUUCGGCGUAACCGAUGUGCUUUCCCUGGAAAGUCUCUCUCCCCAGUGCUCACAGACCUUUUUGAUAAUAGCUAUCUACCAGACCAUGUCGAUCGCGCGUCACCUUUUGCUUCUCCCAUCCAUGCGUCCGACCAAAUGCUUGCCGAUGCCCUGCCUCACGACGUCUUCAUAUACAUGUGUGAAUGGGAUAUGCUACUGCAUGAAGGCAAGCAGUUUGUCCAGCGAUUAGAAAAUCAGGGGAAAAAGGUGCGAUCGAUGAUGAUAGAACAGUCAAAACAUGCGUGGGAUAAAUCGGCGAAUCCGUUUAGGGACCAAGGAAAGAUCGAUGUCUUUUAUUUGGCUGCAGCAGAACAUAUGAAAACAAUUUUUCAAAGGGGAAGUGGGAGAGAACUAAAUGCUUGA